This is a messenger RNA of Lytechinus pictus (painted urchin), 2253 nucleotides long. Its product is annotated as brain-specific angiogenesis inhibitor 1-associated protein 2-like protein 1. Gene Ontology annotation, biological process: plasma membrane organization; actin filament bundle assembly; positive regulation of actin filament polymerization. The coding region runs from base 109 to 2172 and encodes 687 amino acids. The transcript is spliced from 16 exons. Gene Ontology annotation, molecular function: protein binding. Gene Ontology annotation, cellular component: cytosol; nucleoplasm. Lineage: Eukaryota; Metazoa; Echinodermata; Echinoidea; Temnopleuroida; Toxopneustidae. The record is from RefSeq and is a predicted model, not a curated record.
GUACAGAACGAAAACAAAGGUAAUGUAGCGGCAUCCCUUGGUGGCGAGCGGUGUCGAGCACGGAAGGAAUAAUUUUUAUUUUGUUGCGGAUAAAUAACCUCUAUCAAUAUGGCGACGGGAGAUCAACUACAUAGAAUGACAGAAAAUGUCUACCGGCAUACGAUAGAGGGAUUUAAUCCUGAAUUGAGGAAUCUAGUCACUCUUGGCAGAGCUUAUGAGAAGGCAUUACAAAGUGUAUCACAAGCUGCAAAGGAUUAUUUCAAUGCUAUAGUUGCUGUUGGUGAACUCGCUAGUGAGACAAAAGACUCCAGACAACUGGGUCAGUCACUACUUCAGAUAGCAGAAACCUACAGGCAAAUAGAAACUGAAAGAGAAAUCACAGUGCAUGCAUUGAGGAAAGAGCUUCUACAUCCAUUAGAAGGCAAACUAGAGCAGGAAUGGAAGAAUGUCCUUCAGGUUCAGAAAACAUACCUAUCAGAAAACAAGGCUAAAUCAGAGGCUGUUGAAAAGUGUCGCUCUGAGGUGAAGAAACUUCAGAAGAAGACACAAAAGAACCACAGUGAAAAAUACAUAGAGAAAGAACAGAGGACGGCCGAAGAGCUUCAACUCCUGACCAAACAACUUCACAAUUUCAGAUCUAAUGGAUUGAGAGAGGCAUGGACAGAGGAGAGAAGACGAUACUGUUACCUUGUCGAUAGGUAUUGUUCUCUCAUCAAAAACAAUGCUGCUUUCUUCAGCAAGGCUCAGAGUGUUCUUCAUCAUCGCCUUCCCAAGUGGAAUGAGUCAUGUGACAAGUCAGACAAGCUGCCUGAAGAAUGUGAAGAUAUCCUCAGCUUUGAUUUCUCAGGUCCUCUAGAGACGCCCCUUCAGGUAGAGCUGAGGAACUCCAGAAGACUCUAUGAACGCAAUAUCAUGCUUGCUCAGAAUGAAGAGAGGACUAAGAAAUCACCACAACAUGAGCCCGCCUCUCCUAAAUCCCCCAACGAAUCUGACCGCCCCCUCUCAGUGGAUGUUGAGCCGCCGCAGCAGCCACCCCCUCCCAGCAGCACAGGUGUGACCUCCAGCUACAGCGCCACCCUCCCCAACAUCAAGAAACUAGGGAGCAGCACGCACCCCUCGGUCCAUCAGCUACCCCCCUUCCAGACCAACCAGCAGCAGCAGAUGAUACCUCCUAUGACCCAGCCAACAACACCAUCACCACCACAGCAACCGCCUCUGCAACAACAACAACCGCUCCAGCAACCGCCUCAGACGCAAGUGCCGCCAAAUCUUGCUGGGAGGCAUUCCAAGUCGGUCAAGUCGCCCCAUCAUCAUCUCCAUGCCAUUUCUCAGACAAUGCCUCGGCAAACAUUCAUGCGUCGGGUAUCGGAGGCUGGUGACAUGAUGGAGAAUGAACAGAAGAUGCCUCGCGUUCAGGCUGUCUACACUCACUCUGCAACGGGUGAGAAUCAACUUGCUUUCAGUGAGGGGGAUAUCAUUGGCUUGGUCGGUCCCAAGAACAAUGGCUGGUUCUAUGGACACAACUACAGAACUAGGAGGAAUGGCUGGUUCCCGAUCACCUACACACAACCUCUGGCUGAUAUUGCACCCAAGACUAAUGGAACAAGUAACAUUUUGAACACCAAGCCUGUAGCAGCCAGUAUGGACAAUUUGCAAUCCGUGGGGAAUGACUACCCGACCCCCGACUACUCCGGUCCCGGUAGCCCGGUCACGGCUGCAUCCACCCUGUCCCUCCCCCAGGUGGGCAUCGCCAUACCCUCGACCCUCUCUACUCCGCCUACUUACACCAACCCCUCCACGUCCGCCUCCAACAACAACGGGGUGGAGAAUGGCGGGGUGAAACCCUCAGGGUUGCUGAUGACCGCGCCCGUUGGUGUGGUGGAGGGAGAGGAGCGGAACAACAUCCAUAAUCAGCAGCAGACCGGGAACUCAACCUUUAACACCGCUGUGCCAACUACAAAGCAGUCUGCUUCCAUCCAGCCUGAUGUGCAGCUUUCUCAAAUUCAACUCUCUGUGCCUGAUGAAACCACCAAUGUGCCCUCACCAAACAAUGGAGAUCAGGGAGAAAGCAAUCCUUUCACCAAGAUUCAGCUCCGUAAGACGGUUACAAACGAUAGAUCAGCUCCUAUCAUUCCAAGAGAUUAUCAGCUUGGAGAAUUUGCACGACACUAAGCUAUUUGACCACAAUCCGGGAUUCAGAUAUAUGAUCCAAGUCAUGUCAAGGAUAACACUUAUCAAAAACUGCAAAUUUAU